AUGGUGAUGGCCGCGGAGAUAGACGUUUCGAUGAGUGUGAGAGUGUUCGAAGAGUUAACUUUCACGAAGGCGGAGCCGCAUGGAAUAUUCUCAGUGAAGAUGUGUUUUAGCUACAACGUCUUAACUGGGCAUCCGAACAAGACGAAAGACUGGCAGCGUUCAUAUUUUUAUAUCAAGUCCGACGAGCAUGCCUUCACAGAGCCUCCUGGGGACGACUAUCGCGUUCUAUGGAAUAAAACACUUGUUCGCCACCCGAACACAAUCGCAUACCCGAAGAAAUUCUUCGAGAGUGCCCAGGCGAUCGUGGCUCACAGCCAUCUCAGUUGGCCUGAUCUUAGUCGAGAGUGGAUAAGGCGUCAAGAAGCUCGGAUUGCUAGAGCUGAGCUCGUUGAUCUUUCACCAAGAAUUGAUUGGGAGUCGAGGCUUCCUGUUGUACUCGGGCCCCGUAAGUCGCGCCUGUCACUUUUUACUCGGAAACAACAGAAGCUCCUAGACCAAGCUAGAAAGAUGGAUGGAGUUCCGGACUUGAGCGCGUUAUUGAAGGGGAAGCUUCAAUUGCUUUCGAAGAAGUCAACUCGUGCCAAUGUGCCAGGAUCGACUAGUUCUAACGGCGGUGGAGCUUCUGAAUGUGGUGGAGCUUCCAAGGAGAGAGCAUCCAGUUUAGUCGACGAGGGUGUUGGGGUAGAGCCUUCUGCUUCGAGUUUGGAAGCGAGGAAGAAAAAGGGAGGAAAAAAGAGGCCUCUGUCGAUCAAGACGAGGCGCCGGCAGGAGGGCGAGAAGGCGCUACAGAGGAUCUCGUCGAGACAGACCCGUCCGAGGCGGUGCCUGAGGAUCGUCCAAAAAAAGAAGAAGAAGUCUGUUGAAGCGGAGCCGCGUCCUUCUGCUGUUGAGGCGACACUAGUCGAUGUCGCCACGAGAGGUAGUGUUUCUCCCAAAACCCCUCUGGAGAAGAAGAGAGAGGUCUCAAUGCGAGGGAGUGGUUCUGGGAGUGAGCCUGCUGCGAGCGAGAGGUCUGCUCUUGAUCCGUCUGCGAGAAAAGGCUCUGUUCUGAAGUGCGCAGAUUUGACGCGCCAGAUUCGCGGUGGGACGAAGGAACUUCCACCGAUAGGAGACCUCUACUUCAAAGUCGAGUACGUCGACGCCGCCUUUGCGAGAGCACGGAGCGACGGGAGCAUGAAUUUCCUUGUUGAGAAAUACGAUAGCACCUUGAAGCAGACGAUGGUUCAACUGGGAGCUUCCGAGAAACUUGCUCAGGCGAGGCUGAAAGCUAUCGAAAGGGUAACGACUGAGCAUAAGAAAGCUAACGAGAAGGAUGCGAAGGAGAAAAAGGUUCUCCGAGUAAAAUUCGAGGAGCUCGAAGGCAAGCUCAAGUCCGAUAGGGCUGCGAAGAAAGAGCUUACUCGAGAGAAAGCUCGCCUAGAACAGGCCGUCGCGACUCUCGAGAAGGAGAAGGCCGAGCUUCUUGAAGAAAGGGAUGCUGCAGUGAAGAAGCUGAUCAAGGAAAGGCAGCGCCUGAAGGACUCGCGAAACUUAGAGGUUACUCGCGAAACGGAAAGGGUUGAGGCUGCUAUGACCGGUAAGGCGAAUCGCUGCUUUGGUCGUGUUCGCGACUACCUUGUUCGUCUCGACGCCUUGGGAAAGGCGAAAAGCUUAUAUGGUCAAGCCUCGGGGAUGAAGAAAUGCCUCGAGAUGAUAAGGGGUAGCUGGACGGAGAUACCGCAAGAGAUGAUAGACGUUUUCGCCGAGCAGGAGAAACUUCAUGAGGCCGAAGCCGCCAAUCUUCGUGUGACCCCGCAGUCUGACAGCGACCUUGCUCUCUCUCCGCUUUUCAUUCCUCCCCGCUUCGUCGAAGAGAGGUCUAAAUCAUCGUUUGACCCGUAUGGGUCGAAUGUGGACUUGAUCGGAUCAGAAAUGGCUUCGCAGCUUCAUACUUCGUGCGAGGUCGUCGAGGAUCAGUCCGGAGAACCGGUGGUGGGUGUCACGUCGGCCCCCGCAGAAAAAGCUGAUGCCCCGGGGGAGGAGAACCAUGAGAAAGACAAUCCCGAGACACGUGAUGCCUUGGUACAGGAGGAAAGGGCUGAAAACGUGAGUCUCCAAGACCUCGUUCUAGUCUCCGAUAAUUCUUCUGAGGGGCAAUAA
This is a messenger RNA of Brassica napus (rape), 2139 nucleotides long. RefSeq lists its product as uncharacterized. The record is from RefSeq and is a predicted model, not a curated record. The transcript is spliced from 6 exons. The coding region runs from base 1 to 2139 and encodes 712 amino acids. NCBI's taxonomy places the organism in Eukaryota, Viridiplantae, Streptophyta, Magnoliopsida, Brassicales, Brassicaceae.